CCCGAGUGGGAGUCGAAUCUUCUCCGGAAUCGUUUGCUUUCAUUUCUGAAUCUGCACGAGCCCGCCGCGCGCCGUUUCCUUCUCUUCACGUACAACCAAAACAAACAAAACAAACGCGCAUCGCUCGGCUCCUUUCCUCGCGGGACUAUUCGCUGUUUUUGUUUUUUGCGAAAUAAAGGGCGUCCAGUGGAGAAGAGAGAAUAUAAAGAUGAGUGUGGAGGCGUACGGGCCGAGCUCGCAGACGCUCACCUUCCUGGACACCGAGGAAGCGGAGCUGCUCGGGGCCGACACGCAGGGCUCCGAGUUCGAGUUUACCGAUUUUACGCUGCCCAGCCAGACCCAGACGCAAGGCCAGACACAGAGUCAGCUCGACAACCAGGUGAACGGGCCUGAUGGAGUUCUGCCCAAUGGAGAAGAUGCAGUGGGGAAAACCAGCCAACUUCUGGCCGAGCUGAACUUUGAGGAGGACGAGGAAGACACUUACUACACUAAAGACCUGCCGGUGCACGCCUGCAGCUACUGUGGAAUCCAUGAUCCCGCAUGUGUGGUUUACUGCAACACCAGCAAGAAGUGGUUUUGCAACGGCCGCGGCAACACCUCUGGCAGUCAUAUUGUGAACCACCUGGUGAGGGCCAAAUGUAAGGAGGUGACGCUGCAUAAGGACGGGCCGCUGGGAGAGACUGUUCUGGAGUGCUACAACUGUGGCUGCCGUAACGUCUUCCUGCUCGGCUUCAUCCCUGCGAAAGCAGACUCUGUGGUGGUGCUUCUGUGCAGGCAGCCGUGUGCCAGUCAGAGCAGUCUGAAGGACAUUAACUGGGACAGCUCUCAAUGGCAGCCCCUCAUCCAGGACCGAUGCUUUCUCUCCUGGCUGGUGAAGAUCCCGUCUGAGCAGGAGCAGCUGAGGGCCCGGCAGAUCACGGCGCAGCAGAUUAACAAACUGGAGGAGCUCUGGAAGGAAAACCCAACAGCGACGCUGGAAGAUCUGGAGAAGCCUGGAGUAGAUGAGGAGCCGCAGCACGUUCUGCUACGAUAUGAAGACGCCUAUCAGUACCAGAACAUUUUUGGUCCACUGGUUAAACUAGAGGCCGACUAUGACAAGAAGCUCAAAGAGUCCCAAACUCAAGACAAUAUAACAGUGAGGUGGGAUUUGGGACUGAAUAAAAAGCGGAUAGCUUAUUUCACUCUGCCCAAGACGGAUUCAGACAUGCGGCUGAUGCAAGGAGACGAGAUCUGUCUGCGCUAUAAAGGAGACAUGGCUCCGCUCUGGAAAGGCAUCGGACAUGUCAUCAAAGUCCCGGACAAUUAUGGAGAUGAAAUUGCCAUCGAGCUGCGCAGCAGUGCUGGUGCACCUGUGGAGGUGCCACAUAACUUCCAGGUGGACUUUGUGUGGAAGUCGACAUCUUUUGAUCGAAUGCAGAGCGCCCUGAAGACGUUUGCUGUGGAUGAGACCUCUGUGUCAGGCUACAUCUACCACAAGCUGCUGGGUCACGAGGUGGAGGACGUGAUCAUCAAAUGCCAGCUACCUAAACGCUUCACUGCGCAGGGCCUGCCAGACCUCAACCACUCGCAGGUUUAUGCCGUGAAGACGGUACUCCAGCGGCCCCUCAGUCUGAUCCAGGGGCCUCCAGGAACUGGAAAGACGGUCACUUCUGCCACCAUCGUCUAUCAUCUAGCGAGACAGGGCAAUGGUCCAGUGCUGGUUUGUGCGCCGAGUAACAUCGCUGUGGACCAGCUAACAGAGAAGAUCCAUCAGACGGGACUGAAGGUGGUUCGUCUGUGUGCUAAGAGUCGUGAGGCCAUCGAUUCACCUGUGUCUUUCCUGGCUCUGCACAAUCAGAUCCGCAACAUGGACAGCAUGCCAGAGUUGCAGAAGCUUCAGCAGCUGAAGGAUGAAACUGGCGAGCUUUCGUCCUCUGAUGAGAAACGUUACCGUGCUCUCAAACGAACUGCAGAGAGAGAGCUGCUCAUGAAUGCAGAUGUGAUCUGCUGCACAUGUGUGGGUGCGGGUGACCCUCGUCUGGCUAAAAUGCAGUUCCGCUCCAUUCUCAUCGAUGAAAGCACACAGGCCACGGAGCCCGAGUGCAUGGUGCCAGUGGUGCUCGGGGCUAAACAGCUGAUUCUGGUCGGUGACCACUGUCAGCUGGGCCCUGUGGUCAUGUGUAAGAAAGCAGCGAAAGCAGGCCUUUCUCAGUCUCUGUUCGAGAGGCUGGUGGUGCUGGGCAUCAGACCCAUCCGUCUGCAGGUGCAGUACCGCAUGCACCCGGCGCUCAGUGCUUUCCCAUCAAACAUCUUCUAUGAGGGAUCUCUGCAGAACGGGGUCACUGCCGCUGAUCGCCUUAAGAAAGGCUUUGACUUCCAGUGGCCCCAGCCUGAUAAGCCCAUGUUUUUCUACGUGACCCAGGGCCAGGAGGAGAUCGCCAGCUCCGGCACCUCAUAUCUCAACAGGACUGAGGCUGCUAAUGUGGAGAAGAUCACCACUCGUCUGCUGAAGGCCGGAGCCAAACCUGACCAGAUUGGCAUCAUCACGCCGUAUGAGGGCCAGCGCUCUUACCUGGUGCAGUACAUGCAGUUCAGCGGCUCAUUGCACACCAAACUCUACCAGGAGGUGGAGAUCGCCAGUGUGGAUGCAUUUCAAGGCAGAGAGAAGGACUUCAUCAUCCUGUCCUGUGUCAGAGCUAAUGAACACCAGGGCAUCGGCUUCCUGAACGACCCGCGCCGUCUCAAUGUGGCACUCACCAGAGCCAGAUAUGGGGUGAUCAUUGUGGGCAACCCUAAAGCUCUGUCCAAACAGCCCCUGUGGAACCACCUGCUGAACUACUACAAGGAGCAGAAGGUGCUGGUGGAGGGUCCUCUCAACAACCUGAGGGAGAGUCUCAUGCAGUUCAGCAAACCACGCAAACUGGUCAACACCAUCAACCCUGGAGCCCGCUUCAUGAGUACCGCCAUGUAUGAUGCAAGGGAGGCCAUGAUUCCUGGAUCUGUGUAUGAUCGCAGCAGCACUGGACGUCCAUCUAAUAUGUACUUCCAGACUCAUGAUCAGGUGGGCAUGAUCGGGACGGGCCCAAAUCCGAUGGGCUCUUUGAACAUCCCCAUCCCAUUCAAUCUGGUCAUGCCGCCGAUGCCUCCGCCUGGGUAUCUGGGACAGGUGAACGGACCUGCUGCAGGUCGUGGUGCUCCUAAAGGUAAGACCGGGGGUCGUGGAGGUCGACAGAGGAACCGUGGCACUGGGAAUCAUGGCAGCGGGCAGCCGAACAUGCCCAACAGUCAGGCCAGCCAGGACCUGGUGUCUCAGCCCUUCUCUCAGGGUCCGCUGACCCAGGGCUAUAUCACCAUGAGCCAGCCUUCACAGAUGAGCCAGCCGGGCCUGUCCCAGCCGGAGCUCUCACAGGACAGCUACCUGGGUGAUGAGUUCAAGUCUCAGAUGGAUGUUGCGCUGUCCCAGGACUCCACCUACCAGGGCGAACGGGCAUAUCAACACGGAGGAGUGACUGGACUCUCACAGUACUAGAGUGUUGUUGGAACAGGAGCUAGGCCUGUGCUGAGCUUAGUUCAUCAGCAUUUUAAAUAUGGGUAAAUACAAAAAAAGAACAAACAUGGAUGCCCGUUUACCACUGUUACAACUGAAGCACCAUGGUGUGAGAGCAACAGGAGAGAAUCAAACCAAUCACAGGAGGGAGUAAAGCUGGACAGGACGAAAGAGAAAGGCGUGAGCGGCCGAAAAACAUCCACCAUUGGUGGAGGAGAGGGGGAGACGCAGUGUUCGGAGGAGACCAAACACGAGAUCUUCCAUCUGCAGCGGUGGAGGAGGAGGGCGGCUCCUGGAGCGCAGGUAUGGGUCUGUCCCGUCCCGUCCCAUCCCGGCCUCUUCUCUCUCUCUCGUCAGCCUCAGGCCUGCCCUGCCAACCGAGACGGAGCCAAGAUGAUGAAGUUCUCUUAAAACUACCUGCAAAAAAAAACACGCUUGCUCUGUCGUCUCCGCGAGCUGAGAGAGGGGGUGACGUAUUUAAAGACACAAAGUAAUUAUAAACGCUUAUCAAGCAGCUGAUUUUUUGGGAAAAUAUAAGAGUCGCCCCUCAAAGUUGACAUCCGACGUUCAGGUUCUGCCACCGAACAUGAGAGAAUGGACGAGAGCUUCGCCUUUCAUUUGGAUUUUUCUUUUUUGCGUGCGCGCCGGGUCUCCUAGAAGGUGCUAGGACACUCUGAAGGACGAUUCAACUUUGAGGACGUCGUAACGGAGAGCCACUUACGGCGGGUGACUCGCAAAAAUAAUGGGGGUAGUGAAAUAAAAAUGGCUUUCUCUUUUCAUUUUAAAUGUUUCGUCUCCGCAAGGGGGCCGACAAGAUCUAUCCUUUCCUCUUUUAAAAUAUGGUUUUUGUUCAACUAGAAUAAAAGCAGUGAACCGCUUGAUUUAGACGUGGCUUUUAAUAUCUUGCUGCAAGCAGACGAUAUGUAAUAAUAAAUGAAUCAAUCAGGGUGGAAUCAUCGUAUGAGAAGGAUGUGUCAAUCACUGUAGGAAGCCCCGCCCACUGCUGUUUGCGUCCAAUCAGGACGCAGUGGUGUUCUUUACAUGGCAGAAAGCAGGAGAUGGCCGCACCUAUGCGAAGGACAGACAGGUGAGAUUCUCGCUGUUUUUGCGUCUGACUGUAGGAGGCGCUGUUGCGUCUUUUUGCAUCACGAUGAUGUCAGUGAGAGCGGCGUUUAAUACGCCGACCAGAGCUGUGUGUGUGUGAGAGUGUGUGUGUACGUUUGUGACUGCCCUCCCUCAUCAUUAUUAUUAUUAUUUGUGUUGUGGUAGUUGUAGUUUUCUUUUUUUCCCCUCGUUCUAGUUGCUCAUUUGCAUUUUUUCCUCCCUUAGUAGCUCAUUUUUAUUUGUACGAUCUGACGUGAAGUUCUCGUAACCUCUCUCAGUGUGGAAAUUGCUCUUCUUUGGUUUUGACGGACCCAUUCGGAGUUUUAUGGCAGCUUUUAACAUCUGUUCCGACCGAUGCCAGUCGCCUCAACUUUAUACUUUUACUUUUGGAGUGUUUAUACCUUGCUGUUACUCCAUACGCGCAACACUUUUUGACUGUUUAAUAUUACUGAAGUACCACCGCUCGCAUUUUAUAGCAUCGAGCACAAUUUUUUUUUGGUUUUUCGUUCUCGACCCACAAGACAAUCAUGAUCCGCUUCUCCACAGUUCCCGAGCAUGUCAGUGUCUAAUAUUCUGACUUUUCACACUUUCCAAUACUUGGGUUUCCAUAUUUCCCUCUUCAGAUGUAAAUAUCAGACUUGAUAACAUCAGCCAAAUUGUUGUCAAUGACAAUGCAUUCACGAUAAAGCCACGGCGAUCCUCAUUCUGGUUCUUCUUAUGAUCGAGUUUAUGACUCCGAGAUCACCCUUGUGUGAGUUUCUGCUGAGAAAGUUGCAUCGGAUUUGACUGAAAUGUACAAUAAAUGAAUGUAGUUUACCUUGCAUUGAAGAGGAAUGAGGGAAAAAAAAGCAUCAGGAUAUGAAGUAUAAUUCAGGAUUUUGCUUUGUGAAAAAGUUUUCACCCCCCACGGUAUGUACUUCUUGUAACGUUAAAAAUAAAUGUUGCUUUCUUUCACCCAA
Danio rerio (zebrafish) is the source of this 5589-nucleotide messenger RNA. NCBI's taxonomy places the organism in Eukaryota, Metazoa, Chordata, Actinopteri, Cypriniformes, Danionidae. The record is from RefSeq and is a predicted model, not a curated record.